Molecule: messenger RNA, 1951 nt
Organism: Phragmites australis (common reed)
Lineage: Eukaryota; Viridiplantae; Streptophyta; Magnoliopsida; Poales; Poaceae
Product: serine/threonine-protein kinase BLUS1-like
Exons: 16
Coding region: 157-1761 (534 amino acids)
Biological process (GO): protein phosphorylation
Molecular function (GO): ATP binding; protein serine/threonine kinase activator activity; protein kinase activity
Source: RefSeq, a predicted model, not a curated record
CCCCCCCACGGAUCCACCCAUCAAGAUCCCCACCGGCCGGGAGCUCAGAUCGGCGGGGCAGCUCGCGCGGCCAGCUGGUGCGUCGUCGAAUCGAUUGAUCCGGGUCAAUUUCGUUCAAUCCCUUGUUGAGAAGGCCGGGAGGGAGAGGGAUCGAAGAUGUGGUUCACGGAGAAGGGGAAGAAGGGGGGACCGUCGACGCCGAGGGGGAGGAAGCGGGAGUUCCCCAUCCGAGCGGCGGACUACGAGCUGCUCGAGCCCAUCGGGGACGGCGCCACGGCUGUCGUGCGCCGGGCGCGGUGCCUGCCGCUCGGCGGCGAGAUCGUCGCCGUCAAGAUUAUGAACAUGUCGCAGCGCACGGAGUCCGACGUGAACAAUGCGACAGAGGAAGUCAAGACCAUGAUUAUGGUUGACCACCCAAAUCUUCUUAGUGCGUACUGCUCAUUCACCGAGGGUGAAACCUUAUGGAUCGUAAUGCCGUAUAUGUCUGGUGGUUCAUGCUUUCACUUGAUGAAAUCUUCGUACCCGAAAGGGUUUGAGGGCGAAAACUUCAUAGCAUUUGUGCUGCGUGAAGCAUUGAAAGGUUUAGAAUACCUUCAUGAAAAUGGUCACAUACAUCGGGAUGUAAAGGCUGGAAACAUACUUCUUGAUCAGGAAAAAGGAGUGAAACUAUCAGAUUUUGGAGUUACUGCCAGUCUUUAUGAUUCAAUUAUCAAUAGACAUGGCAAAAGAAAGACACUUGUUGGGACGCCUUGUUGGAUGGCCCCUGAAGUUAUGGAGCAAAAGGAUUAUGAUUUUAAGGCAGAUAUUUGGUCUUUUGGCAUAACUGCUGUUGAACUUGCUAUUGGUCAUGCUCCAUUUUCAAGUCAACCUCCAGCAAAGGUCUUUCUCAUGACGUUGACACAUGCUCCUCCAUCACUUAAUAACACAAAGGAGAAGAAAUUUACAGAAUCCUUUAAGAGUAUGAUUGCCACUUGUCUAAUAAAAGAUCCAACAAAAAGGCCAUCGGCAAAAAUUUUAUUAAAGCACCCAUUUUUCAGAAAAGCGAAGUCAGAACAUAAUGUCAUGAAAUGCAUGAUAAAUAAAUUGCCAUCGUUGGGUGAGCGGAUGCAAUCGAUAAAGGAGAAGGAAGAAAAGUUGCAAGCAGAGAAAAAACCCAAUGACAAAACCAAAGAGAAGGAGGAGUAUAGAAGGGGUGUGAGUGAGUGGAAUUUUGAUAUUGCGGACUUAAAAGCACAAGCUGCAUUGUACCCUGAUGGGAAUGAAGCAGAUGAUUUUUUACGUUUUCUAUUUGAAAUUGAUACCGUUGACGAAACUACUCCGCUACAAGAUAUCCAAACACAAAAUUGCUCUAGGAAUGAUGAGAAAAUGAAUAUAUGUGAUGAAGCAUCAGGACAAUCAAAUCCAACAAGUUCCUUGUCCUUAUCUCAAAGUGUGAAACAGCUCGAUAAAGGAAGCCUUAAUGGCCUUCUGCUCAAUGAGUCGUUGGAAAUUCAUCCUGUAUCACCUGCUAAGCAACUCACAAGAGCAGUUUCCACUUGUAAGGACAUUGACGAAUAUUUAGAGAAAACUUCCUUCCAAAAGGGUCGUUUUAAAGUAAUACAUGAUUAUAAUAAGCAGCUAGAAGGAGCAACACAAAGAGAGAAGGAGUUGUUGGAACGCAUUAAUAGUUUAGAGCGAAUGCUUCUUGCAACCCAAGAUGAGGUCGAGCGGCUUAAAGCAAAGGAGACAAAAGGAGCAGAGGCAUGCCUACAACAACAAUAGCAAUGAAAAUAAAAGCUACUUUGGGUGAUACUUGUUAUGAUAAGAGUAGUUAUAGUAUAUAUGCAUAGCUCUUAUUAUCUUAAGAGUUUACUAAGUUGGUUGGUAUGGUGGAUGUUUCUCAUUUUUUAAGCUAAGCUACUUUAGCAUCAAUUAAUAAGAAUUUGUUUAUGCAUUAUGUCUUAUUUCGUAA